This is a messenger RNA of Elaeis guineensis (African oil palm), 1497 nucleotides long. RefSeq names its product protein NDL1. NCBI's taxonomy places the organism in Eukaryota, Viridiplantae, Streptophyta, Magnoliopsida, Arecales, Arecaceae. The record is from RefSeq and is a predicted model, not a curated record.
GGAGGGAGAGGGAGAGGGGGAGAGGUGGACGCGAAAAGGGGAGGCUCGGUUCUCGGUCGUGAACGUCCUCGGCCGUCUAAUGGGGGAAUCGAGCGGGUCGGUUUCGAUCGAUGUGGAGAGGAUCUCUCUCGGCGGAAAGGAGCAUUUUAUAAAAACAAGACAUGGCAGAGUGUCUGUUGCUGUUUUUGGAGAUCAGGAAAAGCCAGCACUUGUAACCUAUCCAGAUGUGGCUUUAAACCAUGUAUCAUGCUUCCAAGGAUUAUUCUUUUGCCCUGAAGCUGCAUCUUUGCUUCUCCACAACUUCUGCAUAUAUCAUAUUAGUCCUCCAGGACAUGAGUUAGGAGCUGCUCCAAUUUCUUCUGAUGUUCCCAUCCCCUCUGUCAAUGAUUUGGCAGAUCAGAUAGCUGAUGUUCUUGAUAUUUUCAGGUUAGGUCCAGUAAUGUGCUUGGGGGUCACGGCUGGUGCUUAUAUCCUUACCCUUUUUGCUAUAAAGUAUAAGGAGCGUGUUGCAGGUCUGAUACUUGUCUCUCCUCUAUGUAAAGCCCCCUCCUGGAUGGAGUGGUUGUAUAAUAAGGUAAUCUCCAAUUUGCUUUAUUUCUAUGGCAUGUGUGGCUUGGUUAAGGAUUGCUUGCUUCAGCGGUACUUUAGUAAGGAAGUCCGUGGCAGCGCACAGGUCCCGGAGUCAGAUAUUGUACAAGCCUGCAGAAGUUUGUUGGAUGAAAGGCAAAGUGAAAAUGUCUGGCGGUUUCUUCAAUCAAUUAAUGGGAGAUACGACAUCACAGAAGAAUUACAUCGGCUACAGUGUCGGACACUUAUAUUUGUUGGUGAAGAUUCUCCAUACUAUUCUGAUGCUGUCCACAUGACAUCAAAACUAGACAGAAGAUACAGUGCCCUGGUCGAGGUCCAGGCAUGUGGAUCAGUGGUGACAGAGGAGCAACCCCAUGCCAUGCUGAUACCCAUGGAGUACUUCUUCAUAGGGUAUGGGCUCUACAGGCCAAGCCAGUUUACUGGCAGCCCACGCAGCCCGCUCAGUCCAUGGUGCAUCUCUCCGGAUCUGCUGUCACCUGAAAGCAUGGGUGUGAAGCUAAAGCCUAUCAAGACAAGGGUGUCAAUGGACAUUUGAUAGUGGUGGGCAUAGACCGCAAGUGAGGUUUACAAAGAGUCAAGAUAUCUCCAACAUUUUGUCAUGCUGAAGUUGUAGCUGAUAAUAUAAAAAUGUAUACAAGCUCUUGUGACAUGUAGGAUGGAUUUCUUUGGGAGUGUAGAUACAAGAGGAAAAGAGUCUGGGGGAAGCGGGGGGAAAGCAUGGACAGCAAAGAGAAUCUAUUCCUUUCAUUUGUAGGCAUCAUGCUCGCCUGUAAAUUUUCAUUAUUCAUGAUGAGCUAAUAACAAUAAGAGGUAGUGGCAUCCUCAAUCAUGACUUGUGUUGUGUGGUUUCAUAUUCAAUGGAAUUGUCCGCGUAGUAAUUAUUUUAUUCUUUUGUUUAAAGAAAGAAAA